This is a messenger RNA of Lactuca virosa, 780 nucleotides long. NCBI's taxonomy places the organism in Eukaryota, Viridiplantae, Streptophyta, Magnoliopsida, Asterales, Asteraceae. The record is from the annotation of a GenBank genome assembly.
AUGGAUUCUGCUAUCAAUCCUACUGGUCAGGAUACUAGUGUGCCUAUCGUUCCUUCCAUUUCCAAGAACAUUGUGAAGGCCAAGCAUGAUAUUAGAAAACCUCCAUGUUCCUCGACCAGGUAUGCGUUAAGAGUUCAAUCUUCUGAGAGGAAAUCGGGGACAGAGAAAAUCAUUUCCUUGGAAAGGGAACCAUCUGCAGUGACUAUUCUUCAUGAGUAUCCAAUAAUUACUGAUCCUAAAUUAAAACAUGUCGAGGAUAAUCUUCCCUCUUCUGACGUUGAAGCCCCAGGUUCUGAUGCUCCUCUCCAUUUUACUUUGGAAAUUCUAGUUGUUCCUGAGUCUGUCGAUCCAUUGUUGAAAUAUCAAACUCCUUUCACUUUGUUUGUUGUUGUUGCUACCUUUCAACAAAAUCUUUUUGGGGUUGACUUUGAACUUUUCCAAGCAUCCAAUGUUCAGUCCACAACCAUCACUGUGGAUCCUCUUCCUACUAGUUUGGGUGUUCGUGGAAGCUCGAACCUUACUUCCGUGGAAAUUUUCGACUACACUCCCUUAUUUGGGGAUGAUACUCAUCUGCAAUUGACUGCUGAUGUUUAUCAAAUGUUACCCUCUUCUGAGAAAGAUGCUCUGAUGCCUACACUUGUCACAUUUACAACCUCGCUACCCCAGUUCCAACGAACCAUUUCUAGGACCCCUAUUCCCAAAGGCCCUAAACUUGCAAGUGUAUCAAAUGAGGAAAGCCUUGAUAGGGCCCACUCGUGUCUGAUGGAGGGGAUGCACUAA